Parastagonospora nodorum SN15 is the source of this 141-nucleotide messenger RNA. RefSeq lists its product as hypothetical. Bases 1 to 141 code for a protein of 46 amino acids. Lineage: Eukaryota; Fungi; Ascomycota; Dothideomycetes; Pleosporales; Phaeosphaeriaceae. The transcript has 2 exons. The record is from RefSeq and is a predicted model, not a curated record.
AUGUCCAUGCUGAGCACGGAUCACACGCUGGCGAUGCAUCGAAUCGCAAGGAAGAUCAAGUCCGCCGGGAUCGAGCUCUUCCAAACGUCAGAAUCUACAACCGCGAGGUCGAAUCAAGCCUCGCACUUCCUUCCUCCGUGA